AUGGAGGGGUCCGGGACUCUUCCUGAACCCAUUUUAAAUAUUCAACAAUCUCUACGCUCUUAUAUCAAGCCGAGGCAGGAAGUUGCUCAUGUCCGGCGCAUUUUGGCGUCCAAUUUGAACUCCAGCCUGAACCCAGCAGGGGAGCGUCACUUGCCACAACCACUAUCGCUCGUAGAUUCCUCCUGCCUUGUUGAUUCGACAGUUCAAGGGCCUAGAGGGAUUCGAAAAGAGUACAUUCGAUGUGUUCGAUCAAACAUCAAUGCCCGAAGAGAAUAUGCUCAAGUCGGCAAGGAUCAUAACAUCAAGACCGUGGGUCGAGAUCCGAUGAAACGUUUAUCUGAUGAUUCUACGGCGAAUUUCCUUGAUCUCGUUAAACAAGAGCAAAAACACGAAGUUCUACGCAUAGUCCAGAGUUAUAUUGAUAUGCUGAGCAAGAAACCGGCUGCUACUGCCCACCGCCUGGAUCCCAAACUAGUGCUGAAGAACGUGGAAUCUCUUCCUCAAAUCCCGCCCGAGGUUAUGAACGUCCCAGGAGCCUCCGAGCGGUCAGGGGGUGCGGAUUUGAACGAACUGGUAGAUCAGCUCGAGAAAUCGGUUCUCCGAGCUAAGAUGCUCCUAAAACGAGAACAGAAGUUGCUCACAGGAGUCAGGUCGAGACAAGAAACUUCAAAAACCAAUCAAGCCUCCAAGUUGCGGGCUCUUGGAACAGCACGAAAUGAACUGAUCCAUUGGAUUGAGACAGAGCUUUCCCGGGCUGGCGAAAGCUCACCAGAGGUGGACGAACCCGUUCAUGUCUCGGAACCUGAGAUUGUGGGCAGGGAAUAUAUUGACAAUCACCUCACAGCAAUCCGCCAACAGUACGCUCGGUAUACGGAAGGGAGACAGGCGCUACUGAACGCAACUACGGGGCAACUGGACAACCCAUCUGGAACUGCGACUGAUGAAGAUCCUGAGCUACCCUUGGGAACAUUUGAGAGUCCUGGCAACGAGAACGCCAUGAGCCACAUUACAUACCCAUAUCUGGAGAAACUACUGUCAGUCUCAAAUGAACAGAAGGCUACAAUUCAACAGAAAUCUCACCUCACAAUCGGCCUGGCAAAGCAACAGAAAGAGGCCGGCCAAGAUUUAGACCGUCUCGCUGAUGAGAGCCAUCUACUGCGUGCAUACCCAGUACCUAUUAAGGCUUCGCGACGUAGUGGUAUGGAAGUCUCGAGCUCAUUCGCAGAAGGGAUGUCAAACCUUGAGAAGCCAGAUUCCUCCCAACGAGUUCAACCAUGGGUACAUGCGUCUGGUUCAGCUGCAACUGCUACAAAAGCUGCUAUAUUGGAGAAAUUGGAUGAGGGAAGCAUGGCAAUCGACGGUACUCAGCAAAUUUUCCUCGACCUUCGGCGCCUGUUAGGUGAUGACAGUGGAGCCUCCAAAAAUGUCACGGAUCGUGCAGAUUUGAGACAUGCAUCAACAUCAAGAGAUAUGUGGGUAGAAAUAGAUGGUACCCUGGGGGCUAUCAAACAUGAAGAGUAA
Venustampulla echinocandica is the source of this 1521-nucleotide messenger RNA. RefSeq lists its product as uncharacterized. Lineage: Eukaryota; Fungi; Ascomycota; Leotiomycetes; Helotiales; Pleuroascaceae. The record is from RefSeq and is a predicted model, not a curated record. The coding region runs from base 1 to 1521 and encodes 506 amino acids. The transcript has a single exon.